GCGUGAUUAAGUGUUGACCUCUGAACUCUGGCCAGCAACAACAGAGUGAAGAUGGCGGAGUUUGAUUUUGGUGACUGUGAGCUCUUUGAACAAUUGGAAGAGAGUAUGCCUGUUGCUACUCACAUUCGGUUCACUGAGGAGGGUGGAGAGGAAGGCUCUGAGCUCAGUGAAAGAUUGGAGGAGUGUGAGGAGACAAUCCGGAGUCUAAUAGAAGAGAAUCAAGAGUUGAAGAGAAAAUUGAAAGUUUUGACAAGGCCAAGUGGCAUUAAUGUUGAAAACAUCAAGAUUGAUGGGCCUCUUCUACAGAUCCUUUUCGCAAAUAAUAGCAUCUCAAAGCAAUGCCGUCAAGAAAUUGAAGACUCCAUCUGUAGUAUUGUUCAGAAACAUCAGCUGCAUGGAGAAGUUGAAAAAGGAAAUCCCUCCAGCAAUGUCAACCCUCAGUCUUCAAGUUUCAUUAUGGAAGAAGAUCAGAAGACCAAGACCUGUGGCAUCAAAAAGAUUAAGGAAGCCUUCAGUAUGGUGGGAAGUGUCCUUUAUUUCACCAGUUUCUGUGUGGACAAACUUGGGCAGCCCCUGCUUAAUGAUAACCCCCAGCAGACAGAAGGAUGGGAGGUUCCAAAAUAUCAGCAGGUCUUCAGCCAGGUCAUCGCCUUAGAUGGACAGGAAGUACAGAUGAAAGAGAAAAGACCUAAGCCUUGUUGUUUCAACUGUGGGUUGGAUGGUCAUCAACUGCGAGACUGUCCUCAGCCAAAGGACAUGGCCAGAAUCAAUGAGAAGCGGAAGGAGUUUUCUCAGGGUAACCAGGGCAACUUGAGCAAUCAGCGUUACCAUGCUGAGGAACUGGAGGAGCGAUUUGCCAGAUACAAACCUGGAAUCAUGAGUGAGGAGCUGAUGUCUGCACUGGGAGUUGAAAUGAACACUCUACCCCCUCACAUCUACCGCAUGAGGCGGUUAGGCUACCCACCUGGCUGGCUUAAGGAGGCAGAGAUGGAGAACUCAGGUCUCACGCUAUAUGAUGGGAAGGUGUCAAAAGAUGGAGAACUAACAGAGGUCGACCAUGGACAAAGUAUUUCCUAUGAUGUUUCCAAGCUAGUAGAUUUCCCAGGCUUCAAUAUAUCUGCACCACCUAGUGUGAAGGAUGACUACAGGCUAUAUGGCUCUAUUCCAAUACAGCAUAACCAUAUGAAGCAGAAUUUUGCUGACUAUCUGUCCAACAAUUUUCCAAUGCCUGGUGCCAACUGCAAUAAGAGACUGCAUGAAUCCGAAUCAACUCCCCAGCAGACGAAAAAAAGGAGAUCUGAUGCCAGGAGUUCAGAUAUGGAUGUUGAUUCAGACCAGGAUACUACACCCCGCCGCCACCGGAGCUCAGACAGCUUCCAGUUCCAGCCCCCGCUGCCCCCUGACUCGCCAUCCUUUGGUUCACCACCUCCCUUACCUCAUGGUACACCACCAGCCACUCCCACUCCACCCCCUCUUCCUAAGGGAACACCUCCCCCCACACCCACUAAUGGUUCACCGGCUCUACGGGGACGCACUGUGGGAGUGGGUGAGGAGUCUGUAGGUGGGGAGGAGGAAGAGCUGACACUGGAGGAGCUGGAGGAGCAGCAGAGGCUGAUCUGGGCUGCAUUGGAAAAUGCUGAUACCACCACCAACAGUGACUCUGAGACACCAGCUGUUGGAACACCCCUCCCCAGCUCGCCCAGCGUCUCCACACCUGCCCAAGUCGACACUGAAACUGAAAUGGAGGAAGGUGAUGCUGAAGAUGAAGAAAAGGAGGGAUCUGUGGAGGUUUCCAGCCACAACAGUGAUGAGCAGAUCAGUGUUGAUCCAUCUUCUAGCAAAUGUCAGGAUGAUGUUGAAGAUAAAAGCAAGGUGGUUGAAGAUGAGAGCAGCUUGCUGAAAACACCAGUCCAAGAGGAGAGCCCUAUGAGUCCUGAAGCUGCUGCAGAUAGAGGCAAUGUGCUUGCACAGAGGCCCAGCUUGCUUCAAACACCAGUCCAAGAGAGCCGUCAGCCAGACCCCUCAGAUCAGGAUGCUGUCGAGGGAGAUCUGUCUGACUCUGUGGGGAAGGUAACAGCCGUGCCUCACCGGAGUAGGUUCGCACAUGGCAUUAUUCCCUUUGAGGACACGCCAGAAUUCACAGAGGUUGCUGAGGCCACCGGGACAUACCUUCGAAUCCGAGACUUGCUGAAAGGUUCCCCUCGAAAUAUGGCGAAAAAAAAGUGAAAAGACUGGCUUGAAUUAAAAUCCAGGGAUUCUUUUGCAUAAACACUUAUUUUUUAACAAAUCUGUGGUUUUCAUACACUUUUCUUUAAGUGUGCCACAAAAGUUGGAGCUGAACAGUUUGGUGACCUGUCAUUCAAACUUAUUUUUAAUGGUUUAUUUUUUUUGUACCAAAAUGAAUGUAUUUUAUGCGUAUGAGUUAGCUGUGGUCUAUGAAGACCGCAAGGUUUUCAUGGAAUAGUUUUUCUUUAAGGAAACCUCAUAAGCCAGUUUUGGCGUGUCUUUUUUUCCAUUCACAUAAAAUCAUUUUUGUAGCAAUGACAACAUCCAUAUUGCUCUUUUAGGUGUAAAGAUACGAUUUUAUAAAAUGUUUUUCCUCUUCUGUUUUUACCAUCGAUUGAUCAUUUUUCUAUGACUCUUUGCAGUCUAGGCGCCUCUCCUCUUCUCAUGGUUAAAGUAGCCUCCCAUUGGCUACUCCUAUCAAAUAAGGACAUAUUCAUCUCGAUUUUUAAGUUCAUUUGAAACUUGAUUGGAUUGUUGAGGUGAUUUUUAACUCGAUUAUUUUAAUUUUAUUUUGACACAGGAAGUCGGUGUCUUAAUUCAGAAUAUCACUACAACAAUAUGGCUCUGCUUAAUAUCGCACGUUUAUUCAAAAAAGUAACAACCAUUGUAAGUCUUUUCGUCAGCGUCAUAGACUUGGUUCAGCAUCUGGUUAUUGCUACUACAUAAUGGCACUAGAGAGCAGCAAAACCUAAUUGGACAUUUUCAGGUAACCAUAUUAAAUUUGACUAAGAGCAACUUGUCUAGAGGAGAAGAGUGUCAAAGGAGAUCGGCCUACUUUUUACUUAGGGGUCAAUGGUUUGUUUUUGUUAUUCUAAAUUGGACUGUCAUUGUAGUUUUGCCACUGAAUGUCUGAAUUAAACGUACACAGUAUGUGGGAAGGCUGCUUGCA
Oncorhynchus mykiss (rainbow trout) is the source of this 3175-nucleotide messenger RNA. NCBI's taxonomy places the organism in Eukaryota, Metazoa, Chordata, Actinopteri, Salmoniformes, Salmonidae. The record is from RefSeq and is a predicted model, not a curated record.